AUGCGUCAUGACCAUGUUCAGUCGCCAGCUCGCUCGUCGGGCGGCACCCGCCACCUCCCUCGCCGCUGGGCACAUGCUGGCUCCGCUGCUGCCCUCCGCGGGCUGAAUACCGUCACGGAGGAGGACUUGGCGCACUUCGCCCAGUUCCUCCCCCCGACGUCCAUCCUCUCCACUCUAACUCCCUCACCCUCACCGGCGGAGGAGCUUGCGCCGUUCAACAACGACUGGAUGAACAAGUAUCAUGGCAAGUCUACCACCGUGCUGAAACCGCGCACCACAGAGGAGGUCAGCAAGAUAGUCAAGUGGUGCAGCCAACGCCGGAUUGGCAUAGUGCCCCAGGGAGGGAACACCGGGCUCGUCGGGGGCGGCGUGCCCAUAAAUGAUGAGCUCAUCCUGAGCCUUUCCAACAUGACAAAGGUUCGCUCGUUUGACGACGUCUCCGGCAUUCUCGUCGCGGACGCCGGGUGCAUCCUCCAGUCACUCUCGGACUACCUCGCACCCUACCACCACAUCGUUCCCCUCGACCUUGGCGCGAAGGGCAGCUGUCAAAUCGGUGGCAAUGUGUCCACGAACGCUGGCGGGCUUCGGUUGCUUCGCUACGGCUCCCUGCACGGUUCCGUGCUCGGUCUCGAAGUCGUGCUGCCCGACGGCACCGUGCUCGACCAGUUGACGUCGCUUCGGAAAGACAAUACCGGGUACGACCUUAAGCAGCUCUUCAUCGGUGCGGAGGGCACGCUCGGGGUCGUCACUGGGGUAUCUAUCCUCGCGGCGCCAGCGCCGCAGGCGUCGAAUAACGUCAUCCUCGCCCUCCCCAAGUUCGACAACGUCCAGCCGCUGUUCAAAGAGGUCAAGCGCCAACUUUCCGAGAUCCUCUCCGCGUUCGAGUACAUGGACCGGACAGUGUACGACCUUGCGGUGAAGCACGGCCAGGGCCGCGCGCUCGACCCGCAGGACGUCGAGGGCGCCGAGUGCUUCGUCCUCGUCGAGACGAGUGGUGGGAAGCGCGAGCAUGACGAGGAGGCAAGUCACAUCCCGCUUCCGGACGCGCAGAAACUGAACACUUUGCUCGAGACGCUCAUGGAGGCGGACGAGCCGCUCAUCAACACCGGCGUGCUCGCGACGUCGCCCGCGCAGUUCUCCGCGCUCUGGGCGAUCCGCGAGGGCCUCACGGAGGCGGUCUCGAAGGAGGGCAAUGCGUACAAGUACGACGUGUCCGUACCGCUCGACAAGUUCCAGGAGGUCGUCGACAAGACUCGCGAGCACUUGCAGCAGAAGGGCCUCCUGCAUGCAGACGCGGUCAAGUACGUCGUGGGCUACGGGCACGUUGGUGACAGCAACCUUCAUCUGAACAUUGUUGCUGCGGCAUAUACUCCUGAGAUCGAAGCUGCCCUGGAGCCGUUCGUUUACGAGCUUGUUGCCUCGUACAAGGGUUCCAUCUCCGCAGAACACGGAAUUGGCUACAUGAAAACUCACGCUCUGCAAUACUCGAAGAACCCUACGAGUAUCGACAUCAUGAAGAGAAUCAAGCACCUGUUUGACCCGCAUGGUAUCAUGAACCCUGGCAAGGUUCUCCCCUGA
Messenger RNA from Epithele typhae, 1578 nucleotides. Its product is annotated as FAD-binding domain-containing protein. Gene Ontology annotation, molecular function: FAD binding; catalytic activity. Gene Ontology annotation, cellular component: mitochondrion. Lineage: Eukaryota; Fungi; Basidiomycota; Agaricomycetes; Polyporales; Epitheliaceae. Bases 1 to 1578 code for a protein of 525 amino acids. The record is from RefSeq and is a predicted model, not a curated record. The transcript has 8 exons.